UUAUUCGGUUGUUAGUCAUCAAAAUGUAUAAAAUGCAAAGUGUAACCGAAAACAACUUUAGUUUAGCGAGUGUACGUGAGAGAAUCGCAUAUUUUUAAAGAAGAAAGAUGCUUCAUGGAUCAAUACAACAAUUUUUAUGUGUCGCACUUUGGAUCAUAAGUAAAACACAUGCUAAGAUGUAUGAAAGAUGUGGGUUUUUGGAAGAAUUAAUUUAUAGUUUCCAAUUAUCUUUUGAAGAGGCGAGUAUUUGGACUUGCAUCGCAGGACAAACAAAUUAUAAUACAGCUGCUAUGGGAAAUUCAAAAACUCCAGGUUUACAACAUUUUGGUAUAUUUCAAAUCAAUAAAGCGUAUUGUAUUUAUAAACCUGGAAAUAGGACGGCUUGCAGAGUAAGUUGUCAAAAUUUAAUAGAUAAUGAUAUAACGGAUGACUUUUUAUGUGCUCGAAAUCAUAUAUAUUCACAUUACUAUAAAAUAUCUGGUGAUGGAUUCAAUGCUUGGCCAAUUUAUACGAAAUACUGUAAAUCAAAUUGGAGAAGAUUCGUGAUUGGAUGCAAUUUGAAACCAAAAAUUGAAGUGUUUUUGAACAGAGCUUACAAAUAUAAAAUCAAUAAGAAAAAUCUUAAUACAAAUGCAGCAAAAAUAUACAAUACCUGUGAACUGGCAAAUGAGCUUUUGUACAAACAUCAUAUAGCUGCAGAUCAAAUUGCGACUUUUGUGUGCAUAGCUCAACAUGAGUCUGGACUUAAUACUUCUGCUAAGAAUUUAAGCGAUGGAGAUUAUGGGCUUUUUCAAAUAAAUGAAUAUUGGUGUGGUCGUACCUCUCGUGGAAAAGGAUGUGGUAUAUCUUGUUCCAAUCUUUUAGAUAGUAAUAUAUAUGACGACGUAAAAUGUAUGAAGAAAAUAUUCGAUGAAUAUACAAAACUCCUUGGAAAUGGAUAUAAAGCCUGGGCAGUUUACGAAAUUUAUUGUAAUAAAAAAAACAUUUCGUCGUAUACCAAUGAUUGUUUUAAAAAAGGAUUGAAAGCACCAGAGGAGCAUCUUUUAGUUGUGUAUAAGCGACCAUAUACAAUGUCGACUUUAAAGUAUUUUUGCUGUGUUUUUUUUCUAAUUUGUUUAAAAGAUGAAGGAAAUGCAAAAGUAUUCGAGAGAUGUGAACUAGCGCGAUACUUAGAAAGGAACUUUAGAUUAUCAAGCUUUGAGGCUGCAAUGUUUACUUGUAUUGCUGAACGACAAUCUAGCUUAAAUUCAAGGGCUUUGGGAUCCUCUUGGGAUGCAAACUUUCAUGGAAUAUUUCAAUUAAGUGAUGCGUAUUGGUGCACGGCACAGGGAAAAAUCGGUAAAGUUUGUGGAGAUGUUUGCGAUAAAUUUAGAGAUGACGAUAUAAACGACGACUUUAUAUGCGCUCGUUUCUAUGCAUAUGAAGAGCAUCGAAAGCUUUCAGGAGAUGGAUACAGUGCAUGGCCUUCAAGUUUUUAUUGCAAAGCAAAUGUUCAUGAAUAUUUAUUGUGCUUGAACUAUUCUAAUCAAAUUAACCCUGAGAAACCUAAUAAAAAAAAAUCAAUAACAUCUCACAAAAUAUAUAAUAAUUGUGAGCUCGCUCAAGAUUUAGUUUACAAGCACGAUAUACCAAGGAAUCAAGUUGCAACUUGGGUUUGCAUUGCAUAUCAUGAAUCCAGAUACAAUACUUCUGCUGUAGGUCAUUUGAACUGGGAUGGAAGUGGGGAUCACGGAUUAUUUCAAAUUAGUGACCUUUAUUGGUGUGGUCCAGGAAAAGCCUGUGGAGUAUCCUGUGACGAUUUGACAGAUGAAGAUAUUAGUGAUGACAUCCUUUGCGUAAAGCAAAUUUAUGCGGAACACAUGAAAUUGUCCGGAAAUGGGUUUUCAGCUUGGAGUGUUUAUCCCAAAUGCCGUGGAGAUGUAUCAAUAUAUGUCCGUGGAUGUUUUUCUGAAGACAUUAAUAAUUUGCAAACUCAUAGACCUAUCCCAAGACCGGGAAUUACUGCACCUCCAAAGCCUCUUAAAGUAAAAAUAAAAUCAAAUGGAAAAAUUUAUUCUAAAUGUGAGCUAGCACAAGAGCUUUAUUUUAAGCAUAAAUUUCCACUUAGUCAAAUAGGCACAUGGGUAUGCAUUGUGCAACAUGAAUCUAGUUUCAAUACGUCCGCAAUCGGUCGGUUAAAUUGGGAUGGAAGUGAGGACCACGGAUUAUUUCAGAUAAGUGAUAUAUAUUGGUGCGGAAAAGAAAAAGAUAAAAAAGCAUGCAAUUUGACUUGCGAUGAUUUAAAGAACAGUGAUAUUACGGAUGAUGUGAAAUGUGUUAAACAAAUUUACAACGAGCAUACGUUAAUAAGCGGCGAUGGAUUUAAUGCUUGGUCUGUAUAUUCGGAGAAUUGUAAAGGACGAACUAAAAAUUUCAUUGAUGAAUGUUUUGACAGUGUGAUGAAACCUCGCCUAAAUAAUUCUGAAGAGCAAAAAAAGACCAUAACUAAAAUUAUUAAAUCUACAAUAUCUAUAAGAACUACAAUCAAAGCGAAUAGAUUUGAGUCUACGAAACGACAUUUGAAUAAAUUUCAAACAACUACGAAAAAAAAUAUUUUCAACUUUUACCUAAAUGAUUUUGGAAAAACUUCUAAAAGGUUGCCUACAUUUAAGCCGUUUGAAUCUUUAGCAAAUUAUAGGAGAACUACACCAACAAAAAUAAAAAAUUCAAUAUCGUCAAAUAAAACGACAACCAAGAACAUAUCAACAACGUACAUUAAAAGUAGGGUAGUUAAUACACCUUUGGUAAAGCAAAUUCAACAAAACACUGAGAAUAAAAAGACUAUUGACUCAGAUUCCAAACCUCAAAAUGCUUAUGAAUAUUAUGUAAAAUAUGUUUUGGGGGGAAAAGUUGUUACUAUAGCACCUUAUGAUUUUGAUUACAUUAAAGGAUUGACAAAACCAACAUUAAAAAGGUUUUAA
Messenger RNA from Culicoides brevitarsis, 2960 nucleotides. RefSeq lists its product as uncharacterized. Bases 108 to 2960 code for a protein of 950 amino acids. The transcript has 2 exons. NCBI's taxonomy places the organism in Eukaryota, Metazoa, Arthropoda, Insecta, Diptera, Ceratopogonidae. The record is from RefSeq and is a predicted model, not a curated record. Gene Ontology annotation, molecular function: lysozyme activity.